Xenopus laevis (African clawed frog) is the source of this 4480-nucleotide messenger RNA. It is a transcript of the gene pip4k2a.S, whose product is annotated as phosphatidylinositol-5-phosphate 4-kinase S homeolog, type II, alpha. Gene Ontology annotation, biological process: phosphatidylinositol phosphate biosynthetic process; phosphatidylinositol metabolic process. Gene Ontology annotation, molecular function: transferase activity; phosphatidylinositol kinase activity; 1-phosphatidylinositol-4-phosphate 5-kinase activity. The transcript is spliced from 11 exons. The coding region runs from base 700 to 1917 and encodes 405 amino acids. The record is from RefSeq and is a predicted model, not a curated record. Gene Ontology annotation, cellular component: nucleus; plasma membrane; lysosome. NCBI's taxonomy places the organism in Eukaryota, Metazoa, Chordata, Amphibia, Anura, Pipidae.
CCCGCACGUAUUCUGCCCGGGGCUCUAGCUGAUGAAACCAAGAAGGCUCUGUGCCCCGGCGCCUUUCCAAGUGAGGCAGGGCCCGACCGCCCCUCCUUUUCAGUCUUCCCUCCUCCUCCGAGACUGUCAGUCAAGCAGCAGAAGCUGUAAGCGGCCGGAAGCGCUGGGAAAGAUGCGGCCAACAGCAGCAGCGACAGACGCGGUAGGGGCUGGAGGAUUGUAAAGGGGAAGCACUGUCCUUAGGACAACAUAGAGGAUUGGAGCCGCUGCUGCAGUGUCUGUCCGUCCUUCGCUGCCACCCAGCCGAGCUGAGAUAGAUGGAUAGGAUACGAUCCAGUUCAGGGAACAGGAGGGAGGCGCAUUGAAUCAGACCCCUGUGCCUGGCAGGAGACAGAGGAAAAGAUCUGAAUUGGAUGUGGGAGAAAAGAGAUAGAGGGAAACGCCUACAGAGCCAGAAGAUCUCUCUCUCCCCGUGUCUCACACACACACACUUCUCUUCUGAGCAGUCUUUUCUUUCCGGGGCUGGCUAUAAAGCCCUGCCUGAAGAUUGCACUUUUUUUUUUAACUUCUCCUAUAUGUGAAGAAAACUUUCCUGGAUCUUGCCAUUUUUUUUUUUGGAUGUGCCGAUAGUGGUGACGGAUACCAAAUCCAAUUUCCCUUUCUAAAGGACAAGGAAUUUGUGCAAGUGGGGGAACAGCUAUGGCUGCUGCAAGCACCGCAAUCUCCACAAUGGCCAGUAAGACCAAGACUAAGAAAAAACAUUUUGUGGCCCAAAAAGUCAAAUUGUUCCGAGCCAGCGACCCUUUGCUGAGCGUCCUGAUGUGGGGAGUGAACCACUCGAUCAGUGAACUCAGCCAUGUCCAGAUACCCAUCAUGUUGAUGCCAGAUGACUUCAAAGCCUAUUCUAAAAUCAAGGUGGACAAUCACCUUUUUAACAAAGAGAACAUGCCAAGCCAUUUCAAGUUCAAAGAAUAUUGUCCAAUGGUUUUCCGAAAUCUGAGGGAGAGGUUUGGAAUCGAUGACCAAGACUUUCUGAAUUCUCUUACUAGAUAUUCCCCCCUAGCAAAUGAUUCCCAGGCCCGAAGUGGAGCCCGAUUCCAUACGUCCUGUGACAAGAGGUAUAUCAUCAAAACUAUUACCAGCGAAGAUGUAGCAGAGAUGCACAAUAUUCUAAAGAAGUACCAUCAGUUUAUUGUGGAAUGCCAUGGCAACACGCUUCUCCUACAAUUCCUGGGCAUGUACCGGCUAAACGUUGACGGAGUCGAAACAUACAUGAUUGUCACUAGAAACGUCUUCAGCCACCGACUCUCUGUGUAUAGGAAAUAUGAUUUAAAGGGCUCGACUGUAGCAAGAGAAGCAAGUGACAAAGAAAAGGCCAAAGAACUGCCAACCUACAAGGACAACGACUUCAUUAAUGACGGGCAGAAGAUCCUUAUUGAUGAAAACAAUAAAAAGAUGUUUCUUGAAAAACUUAAGAAAGAUGUCGAGUUUCUAGCACAACUAAAGCUCAUGGACUACAGUUUACUGGUGGGGAUCCAUGACGUGGAGAGAGCGGAGCAGGAGGAGGUGGAGAGUGAGGACAAUGAUGGGGAAGAGGAAGGGGAGAGUGAUGGGACGCACCCGGUUGGCACCCCACCAGACAGCCCAGGCAAUACACUGAAUAGCACACGGCCACUGGCACCUGGAGAAUUCGAUCCAGCAAUUGAUGUGUAUGGAAUUAAAUGCCAUGACAAUGCUCCAAGGAAAGAAGUUUAUUUCAUGGCUAUUAUUGACAUAUUAACACACUAUGAUGCAAAAAAGAAAGCAGCUCAUGCAGCGAAAACAGUUAAACAUGGUGCUGGUGCAGAAAUUUCCACUGUUAACCCGGAACAGUAUUCUAAACGUUUCUUGGACUUUAUUAACAAUAUUCUGACGUAGCCUCACCUGCCAGCAAUGGAAAGUCAUAGAAGAGAGGACAGCUAUGGAUACAGCAUGGAUAGAGAGGCAACAGGACUUGCUGUUACUUAAUUCUUCCCCUGCGGAGAUCACUCCUCCACCCCUUGUAAUAAAACAUCUUCUGGCAAAGAUGAUACGCCUGGGGAUCACAGACUUCACUCGCUGCCUGGCAUAGCCCUAGAUAUGGUUUUUUUUUCUUUCUUUCUAACUCUUUAUGUGUCUCGUAAAGAAGGAAAGCUUCAUUGGCGCUGCAGGAAUAAUGCACAGAUACAAUUGCCAGCAAAAAAAAAAAAUGAAUGGAGAGCUAAGGAACGAUGGGGUCAGGCUAAGCAACCUGCAAGCUUUCUCUGCCCUGGGAAAGGAUUAAAGUGAAGUCAAGAUGUAAACUGUAGAUCAGUUUAUUUUUAUUUUAUUAUUAUUUUUUAACUCUGGGGCAAGGCAGUAUUCAUGGAAAUCACUUGAGAAGCGCUAGGUUUUUAUUUUUUUUGCAAAACGUUGCUCUCAGCGGAACUUAUUCGGGCGUUUUCACGCGACGCUGUUCAUUGCAGGACUCGAGAUGCUGGCGAGGAUCAUGGAGUCAGAGUCUCGUCAAAGCUCUUUGAGUGCUAAAGAAGCAAUGCACUCUGCUUUGGCACCCAAAAAGACUCUGGUUUAAAUCUGCACCUUGGAAUCGGUGAUGCCAUAAUAUUUCCGCCUCUAUGUCAUAUACUCGUCUGCCACAAAAGAAAAUAAUCUGCACUUCAAUUUAUGACUCUGAUAGCUUUUUGUCCUAAACAGGUUGCCAUACAAUGACGUUUAACAUCACAGGCAAGAGCUCUACUCGCUGACAUGCACAUUUGUAGGCAAUAUUCUAAAAAUCAUUGGUUUAACUGCUUUGUAAACUCGUGGGGCAAACAUAAAGCUUGUUUCACUUUCCAGUGUCCAGUCGUUGGCCCCCAAACUUAUUAUUAAACUGCAGCUCCCUUCAUCUGCCCUUGUGCACUGCUGGGGUUUUUUUAAAAACAGGCAGUUGCAGAACACUUCUUUGUUAGGACAUUUACCUUCAGAAUGGAGUGAUGGAACACAGGGUGCAGUGCCAGCCAUUGGAAAACAAAACUGCUGAAAACACCUUGCCUUUAAUUUAAAUGGCUGCGGGUAUGAGCAUCAGUAGGCACAAUUACACAAUUUGACUGACAUACCUGCAGUAACUGAAAGGGGUGAUUUACCUUUAAGUUAACUUUCAGUAUGUUAUAGAAUGGACAAUUCUAAGCAACUUUUCAAUUGGUCUUCAUUAUUUUUUAUAGUUUAGUAAGUAUUUGCCAUUUUCUUCUGACUCUUUCCAAUGUUCAAAUGAGGGAUCACUGACCUCACCUAAAAACAAAUGUCCUGUAAAGCUACAAAUAUGUUAUCGCUACUUUGUAUUACUUCUCUUUUAGUCAAGCCCUUUCUUCUUCAUAUUCCAGUCUCUUUUUCCAAUCAAUGCAUGAUUUCUAGCGUAACUUGCAUCCUUACCUGCAAACUGGAGAGCUGCUGAAUAAAAAGCAACAAAAAUUAAAACAACUCCGCUCAAGAACCACAAAUAAUAAAAGAUGAAAACCAAUUACAAAUUUUCACUCUCUAUAUCAUACUAAAAGUUAUCUCAAAGGUGAACAACCUCUUUAAACAGGUCAGUGGCAAGGUAUUGUUGGCUCUUUGUCAGCCAUGGGGAGAGGGAUUUCCUAGGGGUGACAAAUCACCCUGUUGCCAUCAUCCUUAGAGGUAUAUUUAUCAAAGAGUGAAGUUAGAGAUCACCACAGUCUUCUAUAGUAAAUUCCUCCACUCUCCCUUAAUUUCUAUGGAAUUUUGAAAGGCGUAUUUAUCAAAGGAUGAACUUUCACCCAUUGAUAAAUACUCUCUAGACUUUCACUCUAGAGAACUGUGGCAACCUCUAACGUCAUUCUUUAAAAAAUAUACGCCUGGUGGCCAUAUAGGCACAGAUAAUAUUGGACAAACUAUUUUUCGAAGAUAUUUGGUGCGUGUAUGGUGGGAAAAAAGCCAACCGAUAUCGGCAGAAGACUUGGAUAUCGGUCUUCCCUCCGAUCGGGCUGGAUGGAAAAUUUUGAUGGGUUUUCUUUGAAGAUACCCAAACAUUGGGCAUUGUUAGUGCUGAAUCGUCAGAUACAGGUAGAAUUCUAUUGUUUCUCCCUGUAUAUCUGACUAUUCAACUCUACACGUGUGUGCUGAAACAAACGUUCUUUCAUGGAAGGAUCUUUUCCAAGAAAGAUCGUAAUUGUUACGUCUAUGGCCACCUUUUAUUGUUGAUUGGCUGCAAUGCCUAAGAUUGUCCACAGGGUAAACAGGAACAUUCUUUACUUGCUCCAGCCUGCCGUUAUUUAUCAGUGUCUGCCAACAACACAUCUCUGCUGCUGUUGUGACCUUGGACUUGGGAGUCAGGGAAAGACCCAGUAGACUGGAGCACCAAUAGACAUAAAUCUCCAGCCUUUGCCCUACAGCCAUGAGAGAGAGAAGAGAACCCACACUGGUUAGCAAUUAAUAAAAGGCUUAUGUGUCGUUCAACAUUAAACCA